Protomyces lactucae-debilis is the source of this 327-nucleotide messenger RNA. RefSeq lists its product as uncharacterized. The annotation marks the transcript as partial. The record is from RefSeq and is a predicted model, not a curated record. Gene Ontology annotation, molecular function: zinc ion binding; nucleic acid binding. NCBI's taxonomy places the organism in Eukaryota, Fungi, Ascomycota, Taphrinomycetes, Taphrinales, Protomycetaceae. The transcript has a single exon.
UGUUUUGCGUGUCGCAAAGAAGGUCAUCGUAUUCAAGAUUGUCCAGAGACGACUGCAUCUGGUGCUGUGCUUCCCUCUGGUGCUAAAGGCAGUGGGAAAGAUGGGAAGUCAGUGCCGCAAUCGAUAUGUUAUCGUUGUGGGAAAUCAGAUCAUGCGCUGAAACAGUGUCGCUUGCAUCCCUCGAAGGGACUACCUUUUGCGCGGUGUUUCGUGUGUCAGGAGCAAGGCCACAUCACAUCAAAUUGCCCAACUAACAGUCGUGGUGUGUAUCCCUCUGGUGGAUGCUGCAAGAUUUGUCGAAGUGUUGAACAUCUCGCCAAGGACUGU